Messenger RNA from Echinops telfairi (small Madagascar hedgehog), 996 nucleotides. RefSeq names its product olfactory receptor 6C2. Lineage: Eukaryota; Metazoa; Chordata; Mammalia; Afrosoricida; Tenrecidae. The transcript is spliced from 2 exons. The record is from RefSeq and is a predicted model, not a curated record. Gene Ontology annotation, molecular function: olfactory receptor activity; G protein-coupled receptor activity. Gene Ontology annotation, biological process: G protein-coupled receptor signaling pathway. Bases 37 to 996 code for a protein of 319 amino acids. Gene Ontology annotation, cellular component: membrane.
GAUAAUUUAUAAAGUUAUUCAACAGAACUUUCACAAAUGGACCAUCAACUGUCAAUGAUGAGGAAUCACACAGUUAUAACCACAUUCAUCCUGCUGGGGUUGACAGAUGACCCCAAAAUGAAAGCUCUGCUGUUUACGUUUCUGUUCCUCACGUACCUGUUGAGUGUCACCGGGAACCUGACUAUUAUCACCCUCACUCUCGUGGACUCUCACCUGAAGACUCCUAUGUACUUUUUUCUAAGAAAUUUCUCCUUUUUAGAAGUCUCAUUCACCACGGUUUGUAUUCCUAGAUUUCUUUAUAGUAUAUCGACUGGGGACAAUACUGUUACAUAUAAUGCUUGUGCAAGUCAAAUAUUUUUUGUGAUUCUCUUUGGAGCAACAGAAUUUUUUCUCCUGGCAGCUAUGUCCUAUGACCGCUACGUGGCCAUCUGUAAACCCCUUCAUUACAUGACCAUCAUGAGCAACAGAGUGUGUAUCAUCUUAGUCCUCUGCUGUUGGGCAGCUGGUUUGGUAAUCAUUGUACCUCCUCUUCUCUUGGGUCUCCAGCUGGACUUCUGUGAUUCCAAUGCUAUUGAUCAUUUUAGCUGUGAUGCAGGUCCCCUCCUUAAGAUCUCAUGCUCAGAUACUUGGUUAAUUGAACAGCUAAUCAUACUUGUGGCUAUAUUUGCACUCAUUAUUACCCUCGUGUGUGUAUUCCUGUCCUACACAUACAUCAUCAGGACAAUUCUAAGAUUUCCUUCUGCCCAACAAAGAAAAAAGGCCUUUUCUACCUGCUCAUCUCACAUGAUUGUGGUUUCUAUAGCUUACGGGAGCUGUAUCUUCAUCUACGUUAAGCCUUCUGCAAAGGAAGAAGUAGCCAUAAAUAAAGGAGUUUCGGUGCUCACAACUUCUGUUGCUCCCUUAUUGAACCCCUUCAUCUACACCCUGAGGAACAAGCAAGUGCAGCAAGCAUUCAACGACUCCUUAAAGAAGAUUGUCUUUCUCUCAAAAAAGUAA